UUGCUUCAACCCAAGUACGAUGGCUUCUUCUUCGUUUUCUCCUACUCAAGAAAAGUUCGAUGUUUUUCUUAGUUUUAGAGGUGAGGACACUCGCAAUGGUUUUAUCAGCCACCUCAAUGCUGCUUUGUGUCGAAGAAAGAUUAAAACUUUCAUCGACGAUGAACUUAAAAGAGGCGAUGAAAUUUCACCCUUUCUUUUGUAUGCAAUUGAAGGAUCAAAGAUUUCAAUUGUCAUUUUCUCUAAAGACUAUGCUUCUUCUCGAUGGUGCCUCGAAGAACUCGUGAAGAUCAUGGAUUGCAGGAAGAUGCAUGGUCAGAUUGUGAUUCCAGUUUUCUAUCAUGUAAAUCCAUCGGAUAUAAGGAAGCAAACCGGGACUUAUGGAGAUGCAUUUGCUAACCAUGAAUACCGGCAGAGGGCAGAGAUGUUGCAGAUAUGGAGGAGUGCUUUGACGGACGCAGCCAAUCUAUCUGGCUUUCACUCAAAUGUCGUUAGGCCUGAAUCAAAACUUAUAGAGAAAAUUGUUGAAGAUAUUUUGAAGAGAUUGAAUAUUAUGUCUUCUAGUUAUAACAAGAACUUGGUUGGAAUUGCAAUGAAGAUUCAAGAAAUUAAAUUUUUAUUGUCUAUUGGGACGAAUGGAGUAUGCAAGGUAGGGAUUUGGGGUAUGGGUGGUAUAGGCAAGACAACUCUUGCAAAUGCAGUCUUCAACAAAAUAUCAAGGCAAUUUGAAGGUUCUUAUUUCAUUCGAAAUGUUAGGGAAGAAUCAGAGAAACGUGGACUAAUUCAAUUGCAAGAAAAAAUUCUUUCUACAAUAUUAGGGGAUGAACACCACAAUAUAUGGCAUGCUUCCACAAUAGAAAGGCUUCGAAGGACAAAAGUUCUCUUUGUUUUUGAUGAUGUAACAAAUUUAAAUCAAAUAAAUGAAUUAAUUGGAGACCUUGAAAACUUGGGUUCAGGAAGUCAAGUCAUUAUAACAACAAGAGAUAAACAAGUGCUUGUAAGUUGUAGAGUGGAUAAUGCUACCAUAUAUGAGGUCGAAGAAUUACAUAGUGAUGAGUCAUUUCGCCUUUUUAGCCGUCAUGCCUUCAAAGAAAACGAUCCUGUUGAUGAAGAUUAUAUGGCACUAUUAUAG
Messenger RNA from Pistacia vera, 1129 nucleotides. Its product is annotated as TMV resistance protein N-like. Gene Ontology annotation, biological process: signal transduction; defense response. The transcript has 2 exons. Lineage: Eukaryota; Viridiplantae; Streptophyta; Magnoliopsida; Sapindales; Anacardiaceae. Gene Ontology annotation, molecular function: ADP binding. The record is from RefSeq and is a predicted model, not a curated record. Bases 20 to 1129 code for a protein of 369 amino acids.